AGUGUGCACUAAACGGUAUUCUUUACUUACCGUUUCCCAUAAUAAUACGAUAUUCUCCAAUAGCAAAAUGAAUUUUUUUAUGAUGUUUCUUCUCUGCUUUGCCAGCCAACUGUUGGCGUAUUUCAUGCCAAUGUCAACAAUUGCACUUUCUUUGAAUUCAAAGACUGAUAAGCUAGCUUUGCUUGCUUUGAAGGAAAAGCUUACAAAUGGUGUAUCAGAUUAUUUGCCAUCAUGGAAUGAGUCUCUACAUUUCUGUGAAUGGGAAGGGAUUACAUGUGGUCGUCGUCACAUGAGAGUCUCUGCCUUGCAUUUGGAAAAUCAAACAUUUGGUGGCACUCUUGGAUCAUCCUUGGGAAAUCUAACAUUUCUUCGAAUGCUCAACCUUUCAAAUGUCAACUUGCAUGGUGAAAUUCCAACACAAGUUGGUCUUUUGAAACGAUUGCGAGUUCUUGACUUAGUAAACAACAAUCUUCAAGGAGAGAUUCCCAUAGAGCUCACUAACUGCACAAAUAUCAAGGUAAUUAGGUUAGCUUUGAAUAAACUCAUUGGAAGAGUUCCUGCAUACUUUGGAUCAAUGAUGCAACUUACUGAGUUGUCUCUUGGUCACAAUAAUCUAGUUGGUACUAUUCCAUCUUCCCUAGGAAAUCUUUCAUCACUCGAAAAGCUUUCAUUUCUACAAAAUCACUUGGAAGGAAGCAUACCAUAUUCUUUGGGCAGGUUGUCAGUUUUGACAUGGCUGUCUCUAAGUUUAAAUAAUUUGUCAGGUGAAAUCCCUCAUUCUCUCUACAACCUAUCAAAUAUUCAAAUUUUUUCUAUUUCAGGAAACAAUUUAUUUGGUAGUAUUCCAUCAAAUAUAGAUCUAGUUUUUCCCAAUCUUGAACAAUUCUUUAUAGGAUCUAACCAAAUUAGCGCAACUUUUCCGUCUUCAAUAUCCAACCUCACUCGAUUGCAAGUGUUUGAUAUAGCUUAUAAUAAUAUUAAUGGAGCACUACCUCUUACUUUGGGUCGAUUAAAUAAACUUGAGUUUUUUAAUAUUGGAGGUAAUUAUCAUGGGAGUGGAGGAUCUCAUGAUUUGGAUUUCCUUUCAUCCUUAACGAAUUGUACCCAAUUGUCAAAGAUCUAUCUUUUUGGCAAUAAUUUCGGUGGUGUGUUGCCGAAUUUUAUAGGAAACUUUUCAACUAAUCUUCAUUUUCUUCACAUGGAGUCUAAUAAAAUAUAUGGAGUGAUCCCGAAAACAAUUGGACAACUAAUUGGUUUAGUUGCCUUAGAUUUUGAUAACAAUUUCCUUGAGGGAACAAUUCCAGAUUCAAUUGGAAAGCUUAAGAAUCUAGGAGGAAUGGCCUUGGCUGGUAACAAAUUCACCGGUAACAUUCCAUUAGUCAUUGGCAAUCUUACUUUGUUGUAUCUAAUAGAUCUAUCUAACAAUAAAUUGGAAGGAAGCAUUCCAUUUACCAUAAGAAAUUGCACCAAAUUGCAGGAAUUACAUUUUUAUAGUAACAAAUUGAGUGGUGAUAUACUCAAUCAAACAUUUGGCUAUCUAGAUGCUUUACUAUAUCUUGACUUGUCCAACAACUUCUUGACCGGCCCCAUUCCUUCAGAGUUUGGUAACUUGAAGCAACUUUCUCAAUUGAAUCUAAGCUUGAAUAAGUUGUCUGGUGAAAUUCCUAAGGAUUUAGCUUCUUGCAUAGCAUUGACAGAACUUUGGUUGGGAGGAAACUUCUUCCAUGGAGCUAUACCUUUGUUCUUUGGUUCCUCUUUAAGGUCCCUCAAGAAAUUAAACCUUUCUGAAAAUAAUUUCUCAGGCAUUAUCCCCUCUGAACUAGAAAAUCUAACAUAUUUGAAUAGUUUAGACUUGUCUUUUAACAAUCUCUAUGGCGAGGUUCCAAAAGGAGGUGUAUUUAGCAAUGUUUCAGCAAUUUUACUAACCGGAAACAAGAACCUUUGUGGAGGAAUAUCUCCAUUGAAGCUUCCUCCAUGUUUUAAGGUGCCCUCAAAGAAACAUAAAAACCCUUUCAAAAGGAAACUUAUCAUUGGCAGUGUAGUUGGUGGCGUUUUAAUCUCUUUCGCAGUUUUGAUUAUUCUUUAUUUUCUCGCGAGAAAGUCCAAAAGGCUACCUACUUUACCAUCUUUGAAAAAUGGGAACUUCAGGGUUACUUAUGGUGAGAUACAUGAGGCCACCAAUGGGUUUUCUUCAUCCAAUUUGGUAGGGACAGGAAGCUUUGCCUCCGUUUACAAAGGAUCUCUCCUUUACUUUGAAAGACCUAUUGUUGUAAAGGUGUUGAAUCUUCAAGCACGUGGAGCUACAAAGAGUUUCACAGCUGAAUGCAAAGCUUUGGGAAAGAUGAAGCACCGAAAUCUUGUCAAGAUUCUUACAUGUUGUUCAAGCGUAGAUUAUAAGGGUGACGAGUUCAAGGCUAUUGUUUUUGAGUUCAUGCCUAAGGGGAGUCUAGAAAAGCUUCUGCACGAUAACGAAGAGUCUGGAAUUCAUAAUCUCAGCCUCACACAAAGGGUUGACAUUGCUCUUGAUGUAGCUCAUGCAUUGGAUUAUCUUCACAAUGGUACUGAGAAUGUUGUAGUUCACUGUGAUGUGAAACCAAACAAUGUUCUUCUUGAUGAUGACAUGGUAGCCCACUUGGGAGACUUUGGAUUGGCAAGGUUAAUUCAUGGAGCCACAGCAUAUUCAAGUGUAGAUCAAGUUAAUUCGUCCACAAUUAAGGGAACUAUAGGAUAUGUUCCUCCUGAGUAUGGAGCGGGUGGCCAAGUAUCACCUCAUGGCGACAUCUACAGCUACGGAAUUCUUCUAUUAGAAAUGCUCACUGGAAAGAGACCAACAAAUAGCAUGUUUUCUGGAAGUUUUAGUCUACAUGCAUUCUGUAAGAUGAAAGUUCCAGAAGGAAUCUUUGAGAUAGUAGAUUCACAUUUGCUUUUGCCAUUUGCUGAAGAUGAGACAGGGAUUGUGGAAAACAAGAUUAGGAAUUGCUUAGUGAUGUUUGCUAUAAUUGGAGUUGCUUGUUCUGAAGAGUUUCCAUCUUAUCGAAUGCCGAUAAAAGAUGUUAUAGCAAAGUUGAAUGAAAUCAAAUCAAUGUUUCCAUGCUAGGAUCCGUUGCUUGUGUUCACAAGAAAAUAUGAUUAGUCUCUAGCCAUCAAUAAAGUGUUUGUGUUGCAUUACUUUGAACUACAAUUUCUUUGUAUUGGGAAAA
Medicago truncatula (barrel medic) is the source of this 3200-nucleotide messenger RNA. Its product is annotated as probable LRR receptor-like serine/threonine-protein kinase At3g47570. The transcript is spliced from 4 exons. The record is from RefSeq and is a predicted model, not a curated record. Gene Ontology annotation, biological process: protein phosphorylation. Gene Ontology annotation, molecular function: ATP binding; receptor serine/threonine kinase binding; protein kinase activity. Lineage: Eukaryota; Viridiplantae; Streptophyta; Magnoliopsida; Fabales; Fabaceae. The coding region runs from base 68 to 3097 and encodes 1009 amino acids.